Messenger RNA from Trypanosoma cruzi, 4503 nucleotides. RefSeq lists its product as uncharacterized. Gene Ontology annotation, molecular function: protein binding. The coding region runs from base 1 to 4503 and encodes 1500 amino acids. NCBI's taxonomy places the organism in Eukaryota, Euglenozoa, Kinetoplastea, Trypanosomatida, Trypanosomatidae. The transcript has a single exon. The record is from RefSeq and is a predicted model, not a curated record.
AUGAGAAAUGUAUCCACACGCUGUUGCAGCAACAACAACAACAAAAUCAAUAGGGGGAUUGCUACUGUUAAGGGCCCCGAUGGUGGAAUGCCCUUCUCUGACAUCUUACUGGAGAUACGACGUCGUUUGCGGUACCAAAAAGGUCUGAGCGCCACAAGAAAGGAAAGUUUGUUACGUGAAUGUCAUCACUUUGCGGCAAUGGAGCAGGCGAAAGGAAAAGGAGCUUCCUUCAAUCACUCACGCCUUGUUUCCAGCCCAACAGGGAUACAGCACACCACCCGUAGGAAUAGCAGUCAUGGAGGCCGCAAGAAAAACUCCUUGUUUCAUGUUCUUCGACGCAUGGCCGAGUUCAUUGCAUCCACAGGAGAGUACGGUGAUCCUCUUGUUCCCCUGCAGGGCGGUUAUGAGCAACUGACGCCGGCAAACGGACUUCGGCGGAGUGAGCUUGUGCUGCGAUACACGGAGGCCGCAUUGUCCAUUUCAAAUGACCGGAUGGCAUCUAUCGUGACGCUUGCGUUUGGUCGAUGCUCCCACGAUGACGAAAAUAUAACAUCAUUGGGCACAGAUGCACUGCCGUUGGACUCCGGAAGUGAGAAUAUGCCGAUGAAUGGAGAGGAGGAGAAGGAGGAGACCUCGUUUUCUCUGACGCGAGAUGACGAUGAUGACGCAGCGGCUCCGUUUACUUCACUGGAGGCGGUGGCGUUGCUACGGUGGUGCGCGUGGCACAUGCGAACCGCAUUGAACGGUCUGCAGGAUAACGGGCCGCAGUUGAUGGAGUGCAUUCAGCUAGCGGUGACACUGAUGUCACGAUUUCUACGCUUUAUAGUUGACAUUGGGUUGCAGGGCGGUGCCGUGGAUAGUGCCGUGGAUGAGCUGGAGCUGAGUGACAUGGGGUACGCUGUAGCCGACCAGGUGUUGUUAUUGCUUUAUUCUUGCGCGCCUCUUCGUGCCCGUGGUUGCUUUCCGUCAUUUUCCUUUUUUCCAUCGCUUGCUGUGGGAUCAUUUCACGAGGACAAUGACGGAAGCGGCACCAACCGUUUGUGUCUCGGGGAAGCAGCUUGGGCGGGUGGUGACGAUGAGACCUGCGGUGGACAUGAUGGCAAUCAUCAUCGUCAUCAUCAUGGUACAAGUACGGCCGCUGAUGACAGAUGGCGCAGCCUGCGCAUCUCUGAGGACGCUCAACAGGCCUUUCUCUGCAGCCAACGAGAGCGAUGGGAGCGUGCACUGAAGUUUUUGCUGCGAACACAGCGUUGGAAUGAAUGGGUGGAUGCAAGUUUAGAUACGCCUCCACCUGCGGAGAAAAAUGAAGAAGAGAAUGAGACGCUUGCGGCGGAGGAGUUGCGAACUCUCUUGGCAUUACCAAUGUCUGUCCUUCAGACGCUGAAGUAUGUCCUUGCGCAGCACGGUCAGUGGGGCAUCUGCAGGGCACUAUGGAAGGAGACGGUGCGCAAACGUUUUCAAGAGACACCAUCCUUGUCUACUUCUACCGACUCGUCGCUUUCGCCGUUUGCGGCAUUGCAUCAUCCUUUCAAUGUUGAUAAUAUCAUCACUGCACUGGCUUUUGUAAAUGCGAGGCCGUCUUUAUCGUCAGCGGCGGCGACAGAAGGGACGAAAGACGCCCCGGAUCUUUCGGCGAGACUGCUGCGGCUACUGCUGCAAUUGGGUGUUGUGCCAAACCGUCCUCUUUCCGCCGCGGAGUUUGCAGCACUCCUGCGGCAGUCAUUUGGACUUCCGUUGGGUUGUGGCCCUGUGGAGGGAAUUUUGUCGCCGUCGUUUGUCUGGCGCCGAACGGCAACACAUCCACACCGUGUUCGCGCGACACUGUGCAUCCUCUGCUUUCAGCUCGUCGUCAAGUGUGGGUUGACCCACACGUUGGAGGUGGAGGAUUUGUACGUCGUGACGAGCAUCUUGCGACAGUUCCUUCAAGGACAGUUUCGGCGAGGAGUCACUCGUGCCCCAGCCGCCGCCUCCGUCUCAGAGGAGGGAGGCGACGAGGGGGAGGAGGAGGAGGAGGAUGGUCGCUAUCGCAUCGGAGAGAAUCUUGCGGAAAAGGAUGGGGAGAGGGCAUUGGGGCUGCUUCCGGUGGCAUUUGCCGCUGCCACUCGUCGUACGAAGAUGAUAGCAGCGGAAGCCCAUAUUGUUGCCAUUACGGAGGUGUUUCUUGCGCGCCGACGGGAAAUUCUUCCUUUCAGGGAUGAGGAAGCAGAGGAGGGCGCCAAAAGGACGGGAACAAACAUGGAUCCACAAUUGGAUUCUCUGCACACCGCUGCGACCACCGUUGUUGUUGCUGCUGCUACUGCUGCUGCUGGCAAUAAUAGCAAGGAGAAAAGGACCAAUAAACGAAAAAGCCAAAGUGCUGUCAUACUUUCCCUUUUGUCGCGGGAGAUCAUGGCACUUAUGGCUAUGGCACCUUAUGGCAAUGCAGUUGGAAGAACAUGGCAAGUGGCGCUGUGCGCCAUCUCCAGUGAGGUUGAGCGGGAUGUCCUGGAUAACUGCUCUGUACGCGCUGUGGAGGGUCUUGCUAGUGCAAUGGCGAAGAGUGUGCUCGAGCCUGGUGGUAUUCAGCUUCUUGAGCCAAUUUUGCUUCUGGCACCGUAUUUGUCACCUUUUACUGUAAGCAAGAUUAUACAAAGCCCAGUGGGAAGUCUGCUCACGUGGGAGCAGUCUCUGAGGCUUCUUCCAUGCACACCAUGGGCCUCAAACAUACAGCGCCGCUUAUUGCGUCGUGUUGUGCAGGAGCGAGAUGCUAGCGAAUUACCCAGCGUGCAAGGUCUGAUACAAGCCAUCACACUUCCGCCCCGGCUACUGCAUGCUUACCCGACGCUUAUUACGGAUAUGCGCAUGUUAACAAUACUUGCCGAGCGAAACUGGUCCCGUGCGUUGGAGGCGUAUACAAGUUCCGAUUCUAGGGUACAAUGGGCCUGCGCACCUCACGUUAUGCGGCUAGCCAUCUUAGCGGAUGUGUGGCACUCUCCAAAUGGUAGUGGCUGCGAAGCGCUUCGUUCCGUGUUGUGGGUGGCCGUUAGGGCGAUUGGUGGGGAACGUGUCGCGGAAGAAGUCUUGCACGCCAGCCUGAGGCGCGGAAUGUGGGCCACCGGCCUUGCCUUUCACCAGUUACUUCAAACCGAGCAGCCGGAAAUGCUGCGGAAACACCACAGGAUAGAGGCGUACGGGGCCUUACUUUGCAAGGGUCUCUUGUCACAGUCUGCCUUGACCCGCACCAUUGCAGAGGUGCUGAAGUGGGCGAGGGGAGCGAAGUGGGCAGAGGCGUCCGAUGCAUUUAUACGCUAUGCGGAGGAGGGGAACUUGAGUUCAGGGCAAACAAUGCGGGAAUCGAGGGAAAUGGCUGUCGUUGGUGCGCCUCCGUCCAAUUGGGCUGCUCUGUUUCCCGCGAGUGUUCCUUCCCAAUUGUCACACAUUGCACACACCGUCCGCUACAGUAUGUUGUGCACUCCGGGCAGGUGGAAGCAUGCGUUGGCGUGGUUUCCUCCACACACUUUGCCUCUGCCAUUGCAUCACCGCCUUCAUCUGCAUUUGCUCACGGGAGCAGUGGCUGACUUCUCCGAGAAUGAGAGCGUGGAAAAUGCGAAUGAAGGAUCCGUUAUACACGGAGUCCAUGGGAAGGCAGAGACGGCAUCUCGUCUUCUUCCUUCACCAAUCUCCAUGUCGUUGGUACAGAUUGCGCUUCAAGAGAAGCUCCACCGCACAAGGAGACCCACAGAUGAGGCUUCGGCUGAAUCUGUCGAGCAAACCCUGCGGGUUCUGCAGAAGCGAGGCCAAUGGGAGCAGGCAAUGGUGGUAUGUGAACACGCUUUUGCUAACCGUCGCUUUCCGCACUCGUCCAGUUCUAUUUUGUUGGCCGCGUGUACCUCAUCAUGGGAAGUGUCGCUGAGUUGUUUCGCACACUUGACGGGGCGCAUGCGGCCUGAUGCAGCCACGGCGGCGUUAGCCCUCAAGGCAUGCAUCAAAGGUCAUCAGUGGGUGCUUGCCCUGCGCAUUUUUCGGCAAAGUGUGCUCACAUCCGCCACGCCACCCCCGCGAGUGGUGACUUAUGCCGUGAGAGCGGCACUGGUCUCUGGGGCGUGGCAGGCUGCUCUGCGUGUGGUGCGACGGUAUCAGGGCACCACCAGUCCUUUGCUGGCGAACACCGUUAUGCAGGCGUAUGUGCAUUCUGAAUGCUGGAAUGACGCGGUGGAAUACUUUUACGAAUGUGUGAAGCGCGGCAUAUGCCCAUUGGAUGAGUCGCUUGCGAUGGCCAUUACGGCCAGUCAGGCGGUGUCAGCGGAGUACCGUGACGCCGCGCGCGUCGUCGGGGCAAUCGCGUCCGCGCUGGAGGACUUCUGUCACGUGCACGGUGUGGUGCUGGAGCACGUGGUCGUGGUGUAUCGAGAGAUGUCCCCUGGGCCCAUUAUUUGCUCUGAUCCACACGUUUCCCUCGUCUCCCUCGCACGCACACAGCGCCUCUCCUGCCAUGAGUACUGCCGUGGAUUGUGGCGCGUGUGA